Messenger RNA from Drosophila teissieri, 1253 nucleotides. It is a transcript of the gene Spx, whose product is annotated as splicing factor 3B subunit 4. Bases 106 to 1182 code for a protein of 358 amino acids. NCBI's taxonomy places the organism in Eukaryota, Metazoa, Arthropoda, Insecta, Diptera, Drosophilidae. Gene Ontology annotation, molecular function: RNA binding. Gene Ontology annotation, cellular component: nucleolus; U12-type spliceosomal complex. Gene Ontology annotation, biological process: positive regulation of mRNA splicing, via spliceosome. The transcript has 2 exons. The record is from RefSeq and is a predicted model, not a curated record.
GUAUCGAUAGCCUGCUGCGAUAUUCAGGGUUGUGUUGUGAGCAUUUUUGCAUGUUGAAAACGCCGAAAAUUAGUUUUUGGUUUUGUUUAUAAAAAUAGCUCCGAAAUGGCGGCCGGUCCAAUUGCUGAACGCAACCAAGAUGCCACCAUCUAUGCCGGCGGUCUGGACGACAAGGUGUCGGAAACGCUGCUCUGGGAGCUGUUUGUGCAGGCAGGACCAGUGGGUAAGUCUAGUCACACAUGUAUAAUCCCCACCAGCUCCCUAAUCGUCAUGCUUGCAGUGAAUGUACACAUGCCCAAGGAUCGGGUCACUCAAAUGCACCAGGGCUACGGAUUCGUCGAGUUCCUCAGCGAGGAGGAUGCCGACUAUGCAAUAAAGAUCAUGAACAUGAUCAAACUCUAUGGCAAGCCCAUUCGCGUGAACAAGGCGUCGGCGCAUCAGAAGAAUCUGGACGUCGGCGCCAACAUCUUCAUUGGCAACUUGGACGUGGAGGUAGACGAGAAGCUGCUGUACGAUACGUUCUCCGCCUUUGGUGUUAUUCUGCAGACGCCGAAGAUUAUGCGAGAUCCGGAGACGGGCAAGUCAAAGAGCUUCGCCUUCAUCAACUUUGCCAGCUUCGAGGCCAGCGAUGCGGCGAUGGACGCCAUGAACGGCCAGUACCUGUGCAACCGUCCCAUUUCCGUGUCCUAUGCCUUCAAGAAGGAUCACAAGGGCGAGCGUCACGGCUCAGCUGCGGAGCGUCUGCUGGCCGCCCAGAAUCCAUCGGCCCAUGCAGACCGGCCGCAUCAAUUGUUCGCCGAUGCACCUGUGCAGAAUAUGAUGCCCCAGAUGCCGGGCCAGAUGAUGCCACCACCAAUGAUGGCGCCACCGCCACCGGUGGUGCCCGUUUCAAAUAACAACAUGGGCAUGAUAGCACCGCCGCCUCCCGUUCCCCAGCCUGCUCCAUUCCCAGCCACGAUACCGCCGCCACCGCUGCCACCGAUGGCCGGCGGACAGCCGCCUCUGCCGCCAGCAAUGGGCAUUCCGCCGCCGCCACGCAUGAUGCAGCCAAAUGCCUGGGCACCGCCGGGCAUGCCAGCUCCUCCUCCCAGACCGCCGCCCACCAACUGGCGUCCGCCGCCCGUGCCCUUCGCUCCCACGCCCUUCGCACGACCCUAUCAACCCGACGGCUACCAGUACUAAAAAUCUAGCGUGUAGUGUAUACCAAUUUGGACGAGAGAAAAUAAACUUUAAUAGGAUUUAUUAAUGAAGAA